CCAAUGCAGCAUUGGGCAACCUAUGCAACGACAGCAAAUUUUGCCGACUUUCCGCGGCUGCGAAAUACGCUGCGCCAUUGCUGUCAAAGAAGUUGAAUACGACGAAACUAUUUACCAAACAUCGGGUACGCGUAUUAUAUUUUAGUGGUUUUUAGUAGCUGUGAAGUGUUUGAAUCAAGGAAAUAAGUUGAAAACUAAUUAAUUAUAACAGAUUAUUUUGAGCGGAUAUGUGUGAAGAGUGCUAAAAUCGGAAAUGUAAAGGUAAAAAUAAAAAUUUUUUGUGGCCUUCGCAAAAAGCUAGGAGGAUACAACGCGAAUUUUUGACCGAAAAACCUCAGCGGUGACGUCGACUGUGACGUUUCGUCGAUGUCGAUAUAAACGCAGCCGACUGCGUCAACGGCAGCGUGUCUUUAGCCACAAAACCUACGAAUCAAUCUACACGAACAGCGGCAAUCGGAGUAAUAUAGUGAUGAAGUAAACCCGUUGAAAGAUUGUGCAAAAUGAUUUCAAUUUGAAUGAUAUAAGUUAAAAAAAAAAAACAUAAGGUAGGGUAAAAGGCGUAUUUAUCGUAAUAAGAAAAGUGUGUGAAGUGCACUGUGCAUGGUGGAUUCAAAGUGCAUUGUUAUUAGAUUUUAAUAAUUUCUAUAACAACAUAAGUCUUCAAUGAAAAAAAAGAGCUAAUCUUUGUUACUCUCAGUGGUUCCGAUGUUCAUUCAAAUUUUUCAGAAAGGCAAAAAGUGAAAUUGUAAAACCAAGCGAACCAGUGAGUGAACGAACAACUGUGCAGUAUACAAGUUUGAGCCACUACGAUGCGCCAUUGUUUCCACACACAAUAAGUGCUGGUGUUUGUUCGCCGCGAAAGAGUAAGCAGUAAAAGCGGUGUAACAUUUGAAGAAGUAGUGGAAAGCAAGGCAAGCAACAAGACAUUUAUUGGCUUUUUUUGUCAUCGGCUAUCUAAGUAGCGUCGACGUCGGCAUUGGCGUCAACUACGCCGUCGUCUUCGACGACAGUGUCGGUGACGACGUCUGCAUCGGUGUGACCAAGCCCAAAAAAUCCAGUCAAGCACUACGAAUUCAUCAGCACAUAUUUCUUUAAAGCAGAAUAGAAAGAAGUAACCAAGUUAGUGAACGAGAUAUUGUGUUGUAGUGGCAAAAUAAGUUUAAAAUAUUCGGUAAAACUUUUUGAAAUUCACACAGCACACGUCAAUCGAAACGAAGCAGUUGCCGGAACGCGGCGAUUGUAAGCAGGAAGCAUAGAACUGCAGCGUACUCACGAAAAGAAGUUGUAGUUGCAAAGUGGCAUAAAUACAAAUUUUUCUUUCACUUCUCAACCCCUUUACUCAGCUGCUUCUAAUGUUCACUUCUCUGAAUGUAAUAGAAACUGAAAAUUUGAAAUAGUUGAAUUGGUUAAUGGUUGGUGAAAAGUGCAGGUUAAGUUAAAAAAAAAAACGGUUUUGUCGCGAUCGCACUUUGUUUUGUGGCCAAUAAUUCGAUUUUGUGCACCUUCAAGUUUUGCUAAAACGCUAACUUUAACUGUAGGAGCACAACGUUGGAUUUGUAAAAACGGCAAGAAUUGCUUCAGCUGAGGCAUCAUAAUGGCUGCCGAGGAACUGAAAGUGGUUUUGCGGCGUAACGAACAUUCCGGUUUUGGGUUUUCGCUUUUGGGCACCACCGGACCCCCGCAUGUAAUCUACGAAAUACAUGAAAAUUCACCGGCCGCUGAUGGUGCGGUGGAAGCUGGUGAUAUUAUUCUUAAAGUAAAUGGCACUGAUGUUCAUCGAUACACAACGAAAGAAGUUUUGAAAUGCUUACGUCUAUCCGAUGACUCAGUCACGUUGGAACUGCGUCGUGAUCCCAAACUCAAGGCAAGACUCAAAGAACAGCUGGCUAAUACGAAAAAUCCCCAUUACGAAGACAUCGAACCCUCACCGCACAUUUACGACUAUAAAGUAUCAAGUUGUCGAUCACCUACAACACAUCACCGUUCGUUGUCCCUACAGGACUCUUACGAACCGCCACACAAUAGCAAUUCCAAUUCAUCGUCUUCACCCGCGAUACGCUACGCGAAAUCGCCCACACACUUGCCACAUCGUCAGGGCUCAUUACCAGCGCCUGGGACGGGAAGCCAGCAACAGGGUAAUCAUAGUCGUAGCUCCUCUGCUUCAUCGGCACAGUUGCAAUUCGGUGAUUUAACCACCUCGGGGACGGGUUGUGUUGGUGGCGGAGCGGGUGGAGCUACUUGCACAUCACCAACGUCUCGUCCAUCUCGUAUUCCAACAGCUUUAAAAGCGCCACAAAAACUACCCGUGCAACACUCGCCACAGCACAAGCGACCGCGACCAUCGCAAAUUCCAACAAAAGCUGGUACCGCCGCGGCCACCAACGGUAAUACCGCAGUAAUUGCGCCCACGCAAGCAACUGUAAUUGCUGGUAGUGGUACACAAUUGCAGCAUUCAAGUAGCUAUAGUGGCGGUAGUACACGUUUCACUCAGCAGCAGCAACAAGCGACACAGCAGCAGAAGGAACGCGAGGCAGAGCCUAACUCGGCGCCACCGCAGCCAGCGAAAGCGCCACGUUUCGAGGCAUACAUGAUGACUGGUGAACUGAUACUAAAUUUAUCGAGAACUUCUCAGAGUAGUAACCUACUGCCAGGACACGCAAAAAAGAUCGACAGCUUGCGUGACUCACCCCAACGCGCGGUCGUGGCAGCGCGAGCUAACGGCGCAUUAGCGCCACGCGCUUCCGGCGAAUCAUCACCCACGUCAUCGUCAUCGGUGGACUCACCCACCCAUACGGCCAGUUCAGAGUCAGCCCACCAUCAGAAAGAUCGUGGAAAGCGACGUCACCAACAACCACAUCAUCAUCUAUUACAACAACAGUUGGAUAGUAUUAACAACAGCUACAACAAUAGUAACAGUGGUGGUGGCGGAGUCGGUGCGGCUGGUAUUGGUUUAGUUAGCAGUGAUCAACGCAAAGACGACACACUGUUGUUAUGCGAAGAGUUAGAGCGUGACGAUGAAGAGACUGGUGGAGACAAUAAUCGCAGACAACGAUAUCAUCAACAGCAUCAUCAAACUCACUCAGCGCGACGACAUCAAUACAGUCAUUAUCAACAGCGCAGCAGUUACGAGCACGACGAAGUUGCAGACAUCGAAGAGAACGAGGAGGACCAAACACACUACGACAUCACCAACAUUGAAACAUACAAUAGCGGUGGGGUUGGGGCAGGCGAUGUAUGUGGUGAUGACGAUGCUAGCGAUCGACAGUGUUUGGUUACGAAUUGUGGUGAUGAUGACGAUGACGAAAUUGAAGUUGAAGGCUUUGAUGCAGAGGAUGAGGACGGUUGCGUGGCGGAGCACGAAGACGAAGACUACUCCUCGAACUCGCUGACAUCGGCAUCGGCAAAACAACGUCUGCGCGCACUUAAGCAAAAAGCUGCCGCUGCACACUAUAAGCAUGCGCAGAGCGUGGUGCGCGCCAGAGGUGGUGGCGUCGGAGCUUAUGAUUCUGUAGAUAGUGCAAAUCAACAUUACGCCGGCGGCUAUCACCACCAUCAUCAUCAUCACCAUCAACAACAACAAUUACGGCAACAGCAACGAGGUUCAGGUGGCUCAACCUCUUCUUCGGCAACAGUGAAAAGCGACGGAUUAGCUGGCAUAAAUACAUCACCCGAUGAGACUUCAUUCUCAGUGCCCACAUCACCUAUUUCACUAUCUACACCAUUAAUUGAUAAGGAUACUGCAAACUCUGUGCCCACCAGCCCCGAGCCUACAAGCUUGGGUGCAAUGGGCGGCGGCGGUGGUGGCGUUGCCGGCCACGACGGUGUUGUGCGACGACACAAUGGUGUUGUGCGCACUUGUGAUUCGGCUGGUUUCCGAACCAGCAAAUCGGAGGAUCAUUUACAACAGGUGCAACGUGAAGGUAUAGCUGCAGUGAUACCAAUCGAUAUCGAUGAGGAUGUGAAUAGUUCGCUAAAUACGCUGCUCGAUACGCGGCAAGAUUCCGAAGAUUCACAGCCAUCUACUACUUUUACAUCAACUCCUUCUCCUAACAAACACUUUAAAAACAAAUCAACUAUAAAAUCAGCAACAACAAAGCGCGGUACUAGUUUCUCCCCAGUCGCUGCAUCUCUAUCAUCAUCGCCAUAUACCAAUGCUUCAGCAAUACCAUCAUCGUCAUCUUCAUCGUCGUCUGUGCCUUUAAAAACAGCACUACUUAAUGCUGCAGCAGCAGCCGCGGCGGCAGCAUCGGCAGCGUCGGCCUCCUCAUCUGCUUCAUCUUCACCAACACUUGUGCCAUCGUCGCCCGAGUCGAUGUUACUCAUCAGUCAACGUGAUAUUUUUAAUAGGCGUAGGCGUAAAGUGCGUACGAGUAUACCGCGUAUUGUUUUGGAUGCCGCCGCAGCGGUGGAGAGUGAAUGCCAUACUAAUAAUAAUAAUAAUAAUAACACUAAUAAUAAUGAUAAUAAUAAUUACAAUGAUGAUACACCAAGGGAAAAUGAUAUUGUCACUACUAACGCUUAUGAAACUGAAACAAUAACUGUUUGUGAUACUAAUAAUGAAAUGACAGUAAAUGCUACAACGACAACAACAACAUCUACCACAACCAAUAAUACUACAAUAAUAACAACACCAACGACUAAUGCAUGCGUUACUAUGACAAUAAUUAAAACUGCAACAAUAACAACAACAAUCACAAGCAAACCAACAGCUGAAUACUGUAAUAUGAAAAAGGGCUCUAAUCGUGAUCGCAUCGUUUGGACAUAUAACGCACCGCUGGCGCCACAUCAAAUUCAACAACUGCAACAGCAGCAACAACAGCAACAGUAUUCCAACACACAUUAUGGCAGUGGUGGUGGUGGUGGUGGUGUUGUCAGUGGCCACAACAAUUCAUCACCAAAUUCACAUUCACACUCCCACUCGCACUCACAUUCACAUUCGCACUCGCAUUCGAGUUCAAUAAGUUCUUCGCCACAGCAUUCGGCUGGCAGUCCUGCCUCACCCACAUCCGUAUCUAGCUCAGUGAUGUCAUCGUCCGGUUCUAAGGGUGCGCUUGGCAUUGGCGGUGCUUACGCAUUGAAUACUAACAAUAAUGGCGGCGGACAUCAUCAACAACAACAACAACAACAACUACAUUUGACAGCAAAUGCAGCUAACGGUGGCACUAGUGGUGGUACGAGUGCAACAACAGCGACAACUGCGUUACAAACGGGUUUGUUACAAUUUCCUACUGGUAGUGGUAAUGGUAAUGGUAGUGGUGGUAAUGGUAGUGGUGGUAAUGGUAGUGGUGGUGGUGCUGGUGGAGGUGGCGGUGGUAACAAUAGUCUUGGAGGUGGUGCCGGUUACGACCAUAGUGUCUCCGAAGCCAUCUCGAAUAUUUCUAGUCCCGACUAUCAGGACGAUGAUAAUUUAUUGAGCUCUCGCGAUCUUGCAGGCGGCAUGGUACUUAGCGAUCCCAGUGAUUCUGAUUCCACAAUUUUGGUUUCGGAUACAGCGGCAGCUCGUCAAAAGCAGCAAAAACAUCAGCAAUUACAAUUACAAGCACAAACGCUACAGCACCAACAACAACAGCUACAACAAAGAGUUGUUGGCGGUCAACAAGGUAACUCAGAACAGCAUAAACUAGUGAUACAGGUGCGUGGUGUCGAUAAUAGUAAUAGUGCCUCACCGCGUUCAGCAUAUUCCGAACUGAAAGAUUCCGAAGAUGAGCUGGCCACGCUGACGGAGGAGCCCUUGAAUACCGCCCUGGCGGCGACAAGCGGCGAAGGUACUGGCACGGGUCGUGACUCAUCGCCACCCGUCUCGGAUGAUGGCAGCGACGUGGAGUCGCUACAUUCCUACCAUUACUCACCAAAGGCCGUGGAUAUGCCGUCGGCGAUACGGCUGGCCAAAAGACUGUACUCACUGGAUGGUUUCAAGAAGAGUGACGUGUCCCGUCAUCUCAGUAAAAAUAACGACUUUAGUCGCGCUGUGGCCGAUGAAUACCUGAAGUAUUUUAAUUUCGAAAAGAAAACGCUGGAUCAAUCGCUACGUGAAUUCCUCCAACAAUUCUCGCUGUCGGGUGAGACACAGGAGCGCGAACGUGUAUUGGUACAUUUCUCGAAACGUUUUUUAGACUGUAAUCCGGGCACGAUCAAUUCACAAGAUGCUGUGCACACUUUAACUUGCGCUAUCAUGCUGUUGAAUACCGAUUUACACGGGCAGAAUAUCGGUCGGAAGAUGACCUGCGCCGAGUUCAUCGAAAAUUUAACUGAGCUCAACGACGGCGAAAAUUUCCCCAAAGACGUUUUGAAAUAUUUAUAUCAAGCCAUUAAAACACAACCUCUUGAAUGGGCACUCGAUGAUGACGCAGCCGAAAUGCAAAAGCAGCGUACAGACAAUAAUGUAGGCAGCAGCGCAAACAAUAGCCUUAUCGGACAAAAUCCCUUCUUAGAUCUACCGGAAUCGUCAUCGGCAAUAGAAUAUAAGAAGGGCUAUGUGAUGCGCAAGUGCUGUUACGAUGCCAAUUAUAAAAAAACGCCAUUCGGUAAACGUUCCUGGAAGAUGUUUUACUGUACUUUACGUGAUUUAGUGCUCUUUCUGCACAAAGACGAACAUGGCUUUCGUAAAAGUCAGAUGUCCGAUAAUCUGCACAAUGCGAUACGUAUACAUCAUGCUUUAGCCACAAAGGCUACGGAUUAUACCAAAAAACAACACGUUUUCCGUUUACAAACCGCUGAUCAAGCUGAAUACCUAUUCCAGACCAGUGAUUCCAAAGAGCUACAAUCGUGGGUGGAAACGAUAAACUUUGUUUGUGCCGCAUACUCAGCGCCACCAUUGGAGGGUGGUGUUGGCAGUCAGAAACGUUUUCAGCGCCCGUUACUGCCUAGCACACAUACAAAAUAUUUAAUGAAAGAGCAAUUAGAAUCGCAUGAGCAACAAUUGGCUCAAUUAGAGGCUACACUCGCGGAACAUAAGAAAGGGCCUAUACCGAACAAAGGACUGCCACUACAGAAUUACAAAGAAAAAGAAAGUUAUCUACAAUAUGAGAUACGUCGCUAUCGUGCUUAUGUGUCAAUUUUAGCUGCUAAAAUACUUUCCGAUCAACAACAAUUAGAUGUAGCGCAACAGCAACAAUUAACGAACAACGAAGAAUUGGAUCAAUUCUCAACGAGUGGUGGUGGAGGCGGAGUAACAGGGAUUGGUGCGCGGCAACAGCCACCACCAGCUUAUCCGCAACAAUUGCAAUUACAACAGCCUACAGCACAGUCAUCAACAACGCAACAACAACAGGCACAACCACAGCAGCAACAAACAUCUAACAGAUGGCUAUGUGGCUGCGCCUGGUGGUCGAUGCUGUUUUGCUAAACAAACAAAAAACCGCGAGCAAGAACAAUAUUUAAUUACACUAAAUACUACAAGCAUACAUUUAAACAAUCCUCCUCCUCCUCCUCCCACUUACUCCACAAUCAUCAACUCCACGACUGAACAUACACCAACACAAUUGGCAACAUAGUAAGAAAAGCAACACCAAAACCUCACAAUUCCUGUGUGCUUAAAUGUGUGCUCGUACGGCAAUGUGGAAAAUUGUACAGUAGUUAAGACGAAAAAAACAAAAAAAAUACAAAAAAAGAAUACAAUAAUAAAAUUGCAAAAAUGCACUGCAGCGUUGAAUCACACAUUGUGACGUACUUACAUGCAAACAGUGCAGAAAGAAAGAGAAAAAGAAAUGAAGGACAAAAAUAUAGAACAUUUAAACAGCUCAAUCGAAACAAGAGCCUUGUAAAGGAGAGAGUAUAAUUGAAAAGCACACAUAUACACACACACAUACAAAUGCAAAGCACGACGUUAUUGAAUAAAGACAAAAAGAACCAACAAGCUAAAGAAUAAGAAACAAUUUAUGCUUAAAGACUUCAAAUCAGUUUCGCAUAUGAAAUUCAAUUUAAUUGAAAUGCGUUUUCGUUUCUAUGUAAAAUGGGAAAUUAUUAUAAGAAAACAGAAAUUAAGUAAAAAAGAGUAAGACGAAAUUGCUAAUUCUUUUUUGUUUCGUUCAACUCCGUGUCAUGGCAUACCAGCAUUUAACUUAAUCUACACUCAUGCAACAAAUCAUCUUUUUCUCAGCAGAAUUUCGUACUCAAGUCGUUCAUCACAUACAUACAACAAACAAAGAGCAAAGACAAGAAAAAGCGCCAACGUUUAGCCAAAAUGGCGAAUUCAACAAAAAAACAAA
Messenger RNA from Ceratitis capitata (Mediterranean fruit fly), 8207 nucleotides. RefSeq lists its product as uncharacterized. The record is from RefSeq and is a predicted model, not a curated record. Lineage: Eukaryota; Metazoa; Arthropoda; Insecta; Diptera; Tephritidae. The transcript is spliced from 17 exons. Gene Ontology annotation, molecular function: protein binding; guanyl-nucleotide exchange factor activity; phospholipid binding. The coding region runs from base 1595 to 7345 and encodes 1916 amino acids. Gene Ontology annotation, biological process: regulation of ARF protein signal transduction.